UGGAAAUCAAAGGAAACAGGGGUUUUAUAAGUUUCUCAUAUAUGGACAAACAGUUAAUAGCUCAUUAUUUUUUGUUCCCCUCUCUUCAAAACAGGGAGGUAUAUGUAUCGAGAGGAGAGCAGCAUAGAAGAGAAGAAAAGGAAGAGACUUUGAGAUCUGACCUAUCUUCUCUCUUGGGUUUUUCCAAAAGCUCGAUCUUUUGGGGCCCUUUAUCGAAAGGGUCUUCGUCUCUCAAUCACUCUUUACUCUCCAUAUCUAUUCCUGAUUGCUUGAGGUUGUAUCUGCUGGCAAGAUGGUAGUUGAGGCUGUGGGAUUUGAAGCGGCUCAAGCGCCAAACAUUGCAACAGAAGUGGAGACUUCGUUUCCUGAUGAGAAGGAAAAAGGUAAACUGGACAAGGAAUUGGGUAACAGGCCCAUCAAAUUUGGUACCCAUGGCGAUGAGCCCAUAAAAGUAGAAGGAGGUGAUGCUUCAGAUGCCAACUUCCCCAAGGAUGCUGUUGACGAGUGGCCUGCACCGAAGCAGAUUCAUUACUUUUACUUUGUGAAGUACCGCCCAUAUGAUGAUCCAAAAAUAAAAGCCAAAAUUGAUCUAGCUGAUAAAGAGAUUCAGAAAAGAAACCAAUCUCGGUUUCGAGUUAUGGAAGAGCUUAAAUUAAAAAGGGCGGAUAGAGCAGGCAUGAUUUCUCAGUUGAAGUCUCUGAGAACAGAGAGCGACCAAUAUUACACAGUAAUGAACGAGAAGAAAAAGGAAAGGGAACCCUUGUAUCAGGCUCUUGGUAAGCUGCGGGAUACAGGCGGUGCCGGCCGGGGUGGCUUAUGCUCAUCUGAGGAAGAGCUUGAUGAUCUUAUCUACAGCUUGAAUUACCGCAUGCAACAUGAGAGCAUUCCGUUGGCUGAGGAGAAACAAAUUCUCAGAGAAAUCAAACAGCUGGAAGGGACAAGGGAAAAAGUUAAUGCCAAUGCUGCUACGAGAACUAAGAUUCAAGAUGAAAUGGGUCAGAAGCAAGCCAUUCAUGAUCAAUAUAAACUUAUAGGAGCUGACUUGGAUGGAGUUAGAAAGGAGCAUCAAGCAGUUAAGACCAAAAUUACUGCCCUCAAGGAAAAACUGAAGUCAAUGGAUGACGACAUUAGUUCUCUGCUGAAUGAGUUGGAGAAUGCUACUCAAAAGAGGGACAAAGCGCUUGAAAGCAUACAGGAAUUUCGAAAGCAGCGGGAUGAAGGGAACGCCUGCUUCUUCCAAAGUCGUGGACUCUUAAACAAGGCCAGAGAUCUUGCUGCCAAGAAGGAUAUCGAGGCGCUUGAGGAACUUUCACGCACAGAGCUUGAUAAAUUUAUCUCCCUCUGGAGCAACAACAAGACCAUCAGGGAGGAUUAUGAGAAAAGAAUUUUGACAUCGUUGGAUCAACGACAAUUGAGUAGGGAUGGACGGAUGAGGAACCCGGAUGAGAAGCCUCUGGUACAGGUACAAGAGGUCCCAGUGCUGUCUGACGUUGAGGCGGUGGCCAAAACUAAUGUUAAGCGACCCAAGGAGGAAUCAAAAGCUAAUCCACAAAAGGAUACUUUGCCUGCUCAGAAGGCUAAAGCCAGUGCGAAAGUUACAGAUCCAAACCCCACUUCUGAGGGUUCUGAUAUUGCGGACAUCGAGAACAAUAGCUAUGAAAUUCCGCCCAAGGGCUCCACUUCAAAGGAAGACGUAGUUGAUCCUGCAAAGUUGAAAGAGCUGAAAAGAGAAGAGGAGAUGGUUAAAGCUAAACAAGCAAUGGAAAGGAAGAAAAAAUUGGCGGAGAAAGCUGCUGUCAAAGCAGCUAUAAGAGCUCAAAAGGAGGCUGAAAAGAAGCUAAAGAAGGAGGAAAAGAAGUUGAAAAAGAAGUCUGGCGGGUCUGCUCUUGCUACUGAGACUGAGGAAUCAGCUGAAGCGGUUGUGGAGAGUGUAGAGAUGGAAAAAGAUGCAGAUGAAGAGGCACCGGUUACUGCAAAGGGGAAGGUUGUGAGGGAGAAUGCUGUCAGGCUCCGGCGUCGUCCAAGGGGUCAAGAUUCAGUCUCGAAAGCCAUCUUGAAGCGGAAGAAGUUCACUAACUAUUGGUUAUGGGCUGCUCCUGUUGCUGUGAUUGUCUUGUUGCUUCUAGUGCUUGGUUACUUGUACCUCCUUUGAAGAAGUGAAACUAAAAGUAGCAGCAGACUCCCUGUGUGAUGAGGUAGGUAUGUUGGUAGAAAAAUAAAACAUUUUUGUUCUUUUGCAUCCCGUUCGAGUGAUGGACAUAGAACUCAUAAUGCGCUUUGAGUUUGUGCAACUGAUAUCCAUAUAUUAUUUGCUUCUAAAUUUUGAACUAAUUUUGUGGAUGUUUGUGCUAUUACUCUUAUA
Molecule: messenger RNA, 2362 nt
Organism: Tripterygium wilfordii
Lineage: Eukaryota; Viridiplantae; Streptophyta; Magnoliopsida; Celastrales; Celastraceae
Product: proton pump-interactor 1-like
Exons: 8
Coding region: 293-2152 (619 amino acids)
Source: RefSeq, a predicted model, not a curated record